ACAAUCAGCUCCUCGGUCUUACCACACUGCCAGGUCACUGACCUCCUCCGUGUAGGCUGUCUCAUCGUCGCCGGGUGAUCUGGCCACCAUCGUGUCAUCAGAAAACUUGAUGAUGAUGUUGGAGUCGUGCUUGGCCACUCAGUCGUGGGUCAACAUGAAUAGCUGCACAGCUCAAGUCGUCUUGGGGGUCCAAGAUGGCGCCACUUUCAGUGGGUGUAUUUGAACGUACGUCCCGAUAAGCCAGGAAGAUUAUGAUCAAUACUCGAGGAUUUAAUGUUUUUGGGGGGGUAAACUGACCCUUGCCAAUAUGAAGUAACAAAAGGGAAUUGGAAAACACGGUGAUCACACGACUACAUGGCAUUAGAAACCGAAAAGGGCAAGGCAUGACUGAACAGAUGCUAAUCACCUCUGAUGCUAGCAGCGAGACAGAAGCAUGCAGCCCACGCGAAGACUUUCCAGAACUCAAGGCAAACGACUCAUUAUUCUCACCACUGCCACCUACGCCGAGUAAGAGCCUUCCUACAAAAUACAGAGCAGUCAAAUUGUUCUACCAACCCUGACAUUCUCAAAGCCAUUGAAAAAACAACAGAGACUACUUCCAAAUCAAUAGUCUCUCUCAGGCACUGCGCAGCAACUUCUCAACCAGGUGUCAACCUACAGCGAAAAAAUAUUGACCGUGGAAGCUGAAAUACAGAAACUGCAACAGGUGACUCACCAAAUGCGACAGAAUAUCAUGGGAGUCCUGCGCCACAGCCGGAGAUGGAACAUGAAACUGCAUGGGGUGCGAGAAGAGUACGGGGAGAAAAUACGGAGCGUUACCAUUGACAUCCUCGGGAAAGUAGCACCCAGGAUUUGAGACAAGCUCCCGGAUGUCAACGUGGUGCACCGCCUGGGAAAGCGAAUGGAUGACGGAUCUCUGCGGACAACCAUCAUGCGGUUCACAAUGAGAAUCUACAGAGAUGUCGUAUGGAAAGAAGCCAAUGAGUCCAGGUUUCUUGUGGAGAGUAAACUACAGAUCAAAGAGGCUCUCACUCCAGAAGAUGCUGCUGCAAGGGAAAACUUUGGCCAAUGGUUAAAAAGGCUAGAAAAGAAGGGAAGAGAGCAUCUUUCAGUGGCCUUUUUGCAUUUAUAGAUGGAAAGAAAAUUGAUUGUCAGGACGUCAAGUGAAGGUCAUGAGAGUACUGAAUGUUUUGAAAGCACUGUGUGCUCAGGGAUAUACAGUUGAAUUCGGAAGUUUACAUACACUAAUGUUUUAGUCAUUAAAACUCGUUUUUUCAACCAGUCCACAAAUUUCUUGUUAACAAACUAUAGUUUUGGCAAGUCGGUUAGAACAUCUACUUUGUGUAUGACAAGUAAUUUUUCCAACAAUUGCUUACAGACAGAUUAUUUCACUAAAAAUUCACUGUAUCACAAUUCCAGUGGGUCAGAAGUUUACAUACACUAAGUUGACUGUGCCUUUAAACAGCUUGGAAUAUUCCAGAAAAUUAUAUAAUGGCGUUAGAAGCUUCUGAUAGGCUAAUUGACAUCAUUUGAGUCAAUUGGAGGUGUACAUGUAUAUGUAUUUCAAGGCCUACCUUCAAACUCAGUGCCUCUUUGCUUGACAUCAUGGGAAAAUCAAAAGAAAUCAGCCAAGACUUCAGAAAAAAAUGGUAGACCUCCACAAGUCUGGUUCAUCCCUGGGAGCAAUUUCCAAACGCCUGAAGGUACCAUGUGCAUCUGUACAAACAAUAGUAUGCAAGUAUAAACACCAUGGGACCACGCAGCCGUCAUACCGCUCAGGAAGGAGACGCGUUCUGUCUCCUAGAGAUGAACAUACUUUCGUGCGAAAAGUGCAAAUCAAUCCCAGAACAACAGCAAAGGACCUUGUGAAGAUGCUGGAGGAAACAGGUACAAAAGUAUCUAUAUCCACAGUAAAAUGAGUCCUAUAUCGACAUAACCUGAAAGGCCGCUCAGCAAGGAAGAAGCCACUGCUCAAAAACCGCCAUAAAAAAGAUAGACUACGGUUUGCAACUGCACAUGGGGACAAAGCGCGUAAUUUUUGGAGAAAUGCCCUCUGGUCUGAUGAAACAAAAAUAGAACUGUUUGGCCAAAGUGACCAUCGUUAUGUUUGGAGGAAAAAGGGAUAGGCUUGCAAGCCGAAGAACAGCAUCCCAACCGUGAAGCACGGCGGUGGCAGCAUCAUGUUGUGGAGGUGCUGCAGGAGGGACUGGUGCACUUCACAAAAUAGAUGGUAUCAUGAGGAAAGAAAAGUAUGUGGAUAUAUUGAAGCAACAUCUCAAGAUAGUCAGGAAGUUAAAGCUUGGUCGCAAAUGGGUCUUCCAAAAGGACAAUGACCCCACGCAUACUUUCAAAGUUGUGGCAAAAUGGCUUAUUAAGGACAUCAAAGUCAACGUAUUGGAGUGGCCAUCACGAAGCCCUGACCUCAAUCCUAUAGAAAAUGUGUGGGCAGAACUGAAAAAGCGUGUGCGAGCAAGGAAGCCUACAAACCUGACUUCGUUAUACCAGCUCUGUCAGGAGGAAUGGGCCAAAAUUCAUCCAAUUUAUUGUGGGAAGCUUGUGGAAGGCUACCUGACAUGUUUGACCCAAGUUAAACAAUUUAAAGGCAAUGCUACCAAAUACUAAUUCAGUGUAUGUAAACUUCUGACCCACUGGGAAUGUGAUGAAAGAAAUAAAAGCUGAAAUAAAUCAUUCUCUCCACUGUUAUUCUGACAUUUCACAUUCUUAAAAUAAAGUGGUGAUCCUAACUUAUCUAAAACUGAGAAUUUUUACUAGGAUUAAAUGUCAGGAAUUGUGAAAAACUGAGUUUAAAUGUAUUUGGCUACGGUGUAUGUAAACUUCCGACUUCUACUGUAGCUACACUAACUUAAAAUUGAUAUCCUAUUCUUUCUAAGUCAAAUGAAAACGUUAAGAGUUAGCUAAAUUACUUGAGUUUAUAAAUCGAUUGCCAUUUUUACAUUCACCCCGUUUUAUAUCACCAGGUUCGUAAAUCUGAAUACGGGUUCAUCAUAUUGAUCAUAACUACCUCGGUUUAGGGUAGUCCAGUUCUUUCUCUAAACUCAAGUUUCCUUAUUGUCUACCUAGCUUACUAGUUCAACUAGUUAACCAGUUAUUAAUGUCACUACACUGUAUUUGUCUUAUUUUAAUUAGAUUUUUGUCAGGUUAUGCAACGUUUUGAAUUCAGUGCACUAAAUAUUGUAUCUCUAAAUGCCACGUGUUUACGAAACAUAAAUAAAAGAAAACAAAAUAAAAAAGUGCUUAACAUUCUAAUGCAGAUUCAAUUUUACUCCAGGGGCCUGUUGCACAAAAGUAGAAUUAAGACAUCCGGGAUAAAUGACUCAGCUGAGCUCAAUGAAGCCAAAACAUGUGCGUCCAGGCUUAAUUGGUUGCACAAAGACCAAGCCAGGAUGAGCAGACACGGAUUCAUUAAGCCAGGUGAAACCAAUCCUGGAUAGGUGCGCGCUCACGGCUCACUCAAAUAGACCCCGCCACAGAUCACAGAUUAACUGAUUUACCAUGGCAACUAGAGCCGCGUACUUUUCCCCGUCGGAAGCACAAAUCCUCAUGGAGGCAUACGAGGAGGUAAAAUAUAUAAUUAAGAAGAAAGGCAACACCGCCACAGUGAUAAAGCAAAGAGAAAAAGCGUGGCAAAGUAUUGCAGACCGCCUGAAUGCAUUAAACAUGAACGGGCCAAAACGGACAUGGCAGCAGGUCAAAAUCAAAUACAAGAACAUUCUGCAGAAUGCAGUGAAAAAGAAUACCCACAGACAAGGCACGGGUGGUGGGUCACCAAAGGCUGACCUUACCCCAGCAGAGGACAUGGCCUUGGAGCUAAAUAAAGGCAGGCCCGUCUUAGAGGGGAUCCCUGGGGGGAAAGAGACGAGCAUAGGUUCCUCCCAAGAUGCCACCCGCUUCAUUCAAGUGUCUGGCAGCACUGUGUUCCUGUUAGAGCCACCAGCACAAGCACCAGACGAUGCUGAUCCAGGUGAAGGCCCCAGUGCAGCAGCAACAGCACAUGAUGGAGACGAUGAUGAGGAGGAGACCAUCUCUCUGGAUUCCAAAAGGCAUGAGGACCCAGAUGCUAUACAGUGGGAAAACCAGCCUGGCAACAUAAGCUCACAAGCUAUCAGAAAGUUGUAUGGCAACCACCUCCGGCGCCAAAUAGAACUGGCAGACAUAGACAUUCAGUACAAGAAGAAAAAGAUGGAAAAUCAUGCACUGGAGUCCGAAAUAAAAAAGAGGACAAUUAGGAAACUGGACCUUGAAAUAAAAAAACUUGAGAGGGAGCUCCAAGAAGAUGACACAGCUCAAAAUAAAAAUUAGCAAUCAGUACAACUGGAGCAAAUGGUUUGUGUGGCCUUGCGCUUUUUUGCUAGUGGAGCCUUCCUGUACUCAGUGGGGGAUGCAGAACAGCUGAACAAGGCCACAAUUUGCCGCACAAUAAGGAGUGUGUGUCUGGCUAUCAAAGCAUUAGCAGAUGUCUUCAUCUCCUUCCCUGGCCACAGAAGACUCUGUGACAUCAAAGAGGAGUUCUAUAGGAUUGCAGAUGGUCUGCAAUGCUGACUGUGUGAUCAGCAAUGUUGUGGCAAAAUGGCCUGGCUCAGUCCAUGACUCCAGAAUCUUUCGGGCCUCUGAAAUCUAUCAGUGCCUAUCACAAGGUGAAUUCUCUGGUGUGUUGCUGGGAGACAGGGGGUAUGGCUGCCAGCCUUUUCUCCUGACACCUUUCACAGACCCCCAGGAAGCACAGCAGGCCUACAACCAUGCCCAUGCCAGGACCAGGGCCAGAGUUGAAAUGACCUUUGGCCUCCUGAAGGCACGCUUUCACUGCCUUCACAAAUUAAGGGUCAGCCCUGUUAGGGCAUAUGAUAUUACUGUGGCUUGUGCUGUCUUCCACAAUGUGGCCUGCCUGAGGAAGGAGAGGGCCCCCAGAGUGCCACCAGCCAUGGACUGGGACAAUCCGGCAAUCUUCCCUGAUGACGACAGUGGUCGGCUGAGGGACCAAUAUGUGUUGAAUUAUUUUAGUUAGUAUGUGUGCUUUCAAUUUUGGUUAAAUAUGUCCUGCGGUGGCAGAGGAAUUUGGGUUUUUUUGGGUUCGUUUUUUUACGAAUUUGGCCUCUUAUGAUGUUUGUGCGGUAUACUGUGUGUAAUACAAGGCUGCAGGGAGGCUACUGCAUCCAUUCAUUUGUCUGUUCAGUUGAUGUGUAUGGAUUUGUCCUGCAUUUAUUUUAGUGUGCAGACAUGCAGGGUGUGUUAUAUACAGACCUUUGAAUGUGUAUGUAUCAUUUUGUAUAAUAUGCUUGGAUUCUGUGCUUUCCAUCUUGUAGAGUCACUGACUUCAGUUUUGAAAGGAGCUGAUGGUUUACCUGCUUUGUUUUGUCCUUAUUCAAUAAAGGAACAUAAUGUUACACAUUGUGUUUUUAUAUUCA
Salvelinus fontinalis (brook trout) is the source of this 5423-nucleotide messenger RNA. RefSeq lists its product as uncharacterized. Bases 3514 to 4320 code for a protein of 268 amino acids. Lineage: Eukaryota; Metazoa; Chordata; Actinopteri; Salmoniformes; Salmonidae. The transcript is spliced from 11 exons. Gene Ontology annotation, cellular component: nucleus. The record is from RefSeq and is a predicted model, not a curated record.